Messenger RNA from Ceratosolen solmsi marchali, 2313 nucleotides. RefSeq names its product RNA polymerase-associated protein Rtf1 (gene Rtf1). The transcript has 7 exons. The record is from RefSeq and is a predicted model, not a curated record. NCBI's taxonomy places the organism in Eukaryota, Metazoa, Arthropoda, Insecta, Hymenoptera, Agaonidae. The coding region runs from base 203 to 2281 and encodes 692 amino acids. Gene Ontology annotation, cellular component: Cdc73/Paf1 complex. Gene Ontology annotation, molecular function: RNA polymerase II C-terminal domain phosphoserine binding; DNA binding.
CGUAUGUAGACUAGCGGCAGUAGUGACCAGCAGUAACUCGAUAGAUUCUUAUUUCUAGUAUUAGCACUAUUUGACAUAUACAAGAAAUAAGUACAUUUUAGAUUACUAAUGUUAUCCGCUAUUUUUCUAUUAUUGUUCGUCUGAGGUCGAACCUAAGAGCAAAAGUUCUCUUAAUUGCCUUGCUUUAAACUGUAGAUUAAUAAUGCCUAAAAGAAAAAGUCAGGCACUCAUCGACUCAGAUAGCAGUAAAAGUUCCGAGGAAAGUGGUUCCGAUUUAGAAAGCGAAUUAUUAACAUUAGCCAAAAAAAAAAAAGGAAAACCAAACAAUGAUGGCUCAAGUAAUGAAGAUAGUAGUUCAAAUAAAAAAGAUAACAAGGUCUUUGAUUCUGAAACUUCUGAUUCUGAUGACGAAUGGAAUGCUAAGAGUGGAAAGACGAAAAAAAAAAAAAUACCAACAAAACGAAAUAAAAGAAAAAUGACAAAGUCGAGUAGUGGAGAGAGUGAAAGUGAAAAAGAAGUAUCUGAAAAAUUUUCUGAACCCGAAGAAGGUGAAGUAUCAGAUUCAGAUAUUAGUGAAUCUAAUUCGAGUCAAGAAGAAUUUAAUGAUGGUUAUGAUGAAAAAUUAAUGGGUGAUGCUGAAGAUCAAGCAAGGCUUGCUGAAAUGACUGAAAAGGAGCGAGAACAAGAAAUUUUCAAACGCAUUGAACAACGAGAAAUUAUGAGAACAAGAUUUGAAAUUGAAAAGAAGCUUAGAAUGGCUAAGAAACAGGAAUUAAAGAAACAAAAAGAAUCGAAAAAGAAAGAUAAAGGAAAUGAUGAAAGAAAAAUUGACAGAACACCAGAUCCCAAAGAGAGAAGCAAAGAUCGUAAAAAAACGAUUGAAGAAAAACAAGAUAAAAAAUCAAAUGCUAUGGCCUUAUUGAAAGCACGACGUGAAGAAAAGAAAGAACGAGAGGAAAAAGAAAAACAACGAAUAGAAGAACAAAAACAACAAUCAAAAGAUGAAGAAGAAGAAUUGGAGAGAGAUCAUAAAAGUGGAUCAAAAACAAAGCUUAAAGCAUCUGAUAUUUAUUCUGAUGAUAGUGGUUCUUCUGACAGUGCUGAAGAAGAAGACGAAUCAAGUAAAUUUGCUUCAAGACAAAGAUCCUCUUCUAGUUCCUCAAGAGAGUCUGAUUCUGAUACAGAUAAAAAGUCAGUUACUAGUGUCAAAAAUAAAUCUAAAAAAAUUAUUUAUAUUAGUACAAAAGAAGACUUAAAUAAAAUACGAUUAUCACGUCAUAAAAUGGAAAGAUUUGUACAUUUACCAUUCUUUGAGAGAGUUGCACAGGGUUGUUUUGUUAGAAUUGGUAUUGGAAAUAAUAAUGGUCGACCAGUAUAUAGAGUUGCAGAAAUAAGUGGUGUUUGUGAAACCGCAAAAAUUUACCAAUUGGGUAGUACUAAAACGAACAAAGGACUUAAAUUAAGGCAUGGUGCUCAAGAACGUGUAUUUAGGCUAGAAUUUGUAUCAAAUCAGGAAUUUACAGAAUCAGAAUUUUUCAAAUGGAAGGAGACUUGCACUUUACAGGGUAUAUCAAUGCCUACUUCAGAUGAACUUGAUCAAAAGCUAAAAGAUAUCAAAGAAGCGAUGGUAUACGAAUUUAAGGAAGAAGAUAUUGAAAAAAUUGUAAAAGAAAAAUGUCGAUUCAAAGGUACUCCAUAUAAUUAUGCUAUGAAGAAAGCUCAGUUAAUGCGGGAAAGAGAUGCCGCUAAUUGUAGAGGAGACGAUGAAACAGCUACUCGACUUAAUGUGGAGAUUAGUGAAUUAGAAGAACGAGCUUCAGAUCUUGAUAAAAAACGAUCUGCCACUAUUUCAAGCAUAUCAUAUAUAAACGAUCGCAAUCGUAAGAAAAAUGUAGAAGAAGCAGAAAAAGCUAUUCUUGAAGAAAUUAAAGCAAACAAAGGAAAAAUUAUAGAUGACCCAUUUACUCGAAGAAGUACAAGACCAAAAAUGUUUUCUCAAAAAGAGGAGUCUGAACAAGAAUUAGAUUCCAUUAUUCACAGUUCUACUGAAAAUUUUCCAAAGCCAGUUGUAAAAGAAAAGGAUUCUGUACCAGAAGUUAAAAAGAAACACAAUACAGACUUAUUUAAUGCACAUAAUUUUGAUAUUAUGAUUGAUCUAGAAGUCCCUAUAGCUAAUAAUCCAGUUAAUGUUCUCCCAAAACCUGUCAAUAGUAUAAAAGAUUCAGGCCCUCGAAGAUCUUUAAACUUAGAAGAUUAUAAAAAAAAACGAGGCUUAAUCUAAUAAUUUUAAAAAAUAUAAGAGCGAUUGAAAAA